UACACUCUCCCACGAACGCACUGAAGACUAAAGACAACACAGGCAUGGCUAAUGUCUUGUUGUCAAGUGUAAGAAAAUGUGGGCUUUUGUGGUCCAUUUUUCGGAGGUAACAAAAAUAAUUCUAAUUUAACAACAAACCUCUUUGGACCCUUAAAGUCCAAAAAUAAAAAAUCUUCUUUCCCCUCUCUCUCUCAAAACUUUCAAGUCUGUCUCACCCAACCAAACUAACCCUUAUCUCGUGAAAGGAAGGAGGUCUGUUUACCCCCAAUUUUAGGUCCAAUUAGGGUUUCGGGUCUGGCUUUCAAGCCCAUAUCAAGAUCUCUCUGCAAAACCCUAGAUCGUGCCUGAGACCCAUCGGAGCUCUGUUCCUGGGCUUCUUUUAAGCUUAAAGAUCGCAUCUUUCCCUCGUUUCCACCGUCACUUUCUGAGACCAGAUGGCAACCCCUGAAGAGAAUAAUCAGCUGGUGAUUGCUCCUGAAUCUACUCCAGAAACACAGCCUAAUAAGCGGAGGAAGAAGAAGUCCAUAGUCUGGGAACAUUUCACGAUAGAAAAUGUAAGCCCUGGAUGUAGAAGGGCGAGCUGUAACCAGUGCAAGCAAAGUUUUGCAUACAGCACGGGAUCUAAAGUAGCUGGUACCAGCCAUCUCAAACGUCAUAUUGCCAAAGGAACUUGCCCAGCACUGCUACGCAAUCAAUCGCCAUUUACCCCUGGGAUGAAUGGAAAUGGCAGCAUGUCCGAUCCACCUAAACGUCGCUACAGGUCCCCGAGCUCUGCCUACAUUUCCUUCGAUUCAGACCGUUGCCGCCAUGAAAUUGCCAGAAUGAUGAUAAUGCAUGACUACCCUCUUCACAUGGUAGAACAUUCUGGAUUCCUAGCCUUUGUCCAGAAUCUUCAACCCAGGUUUGACAUGGUGAGCUUCAAUACCGUCCAAGGGGAUUGUGUCGCCACUUACUUGAGAGAAAAGCAAAACAUUAUGAAGUUUGUUGAGGGCAUGCCUGGGCGUGUCUGCCUUACAUUAGACAUGUGGACUUCUAGCCAAAGCUUGGGUUAUGUGUUUAUAACAGGACACUUUAUUGAUAGUGACUGGAAGCCUCAGAGUAGGAUUCUCAAUGUUGUGAUGGAGCCAUAUCCUGAUUCAGACAUGGCAAUCAGCCAUGCUGUUGCUUGUUGUCUUUCUGAUUGGAGUUUGGAAGGCAAACUAUUUUCUAUCACUUUCAAUCAUCCAGUGGGUGAACCUGGGCGUGAAAACCUCAGAUCUCUUCUCUGUGUCAAAGAUCCCCUUAUCAUCAAUGGUCAGUUAAUGAUUGGGAACUGCAGUGCUCGCAUUCUAAGUAGCAUUGCAAAAGAUGUCCUAUGGGCAGGACGAGAGAUCAUCAAGAAAAUCCGUGACAGCAUAAAGUAUGUGAAGACUUCAGAAUCUCAUGAGGAAAAGUUCCUUGAGCUCAAGCAACAGCUUCAAGUCCCCAGUGAAAAAAGCCUAUCCCUUGACAAUAGAACUCAAUGGAACUCAACUUUUCAGAUGUUGGUCGCUGCUUCCGAGUUAAAGGAAGUAUUUUCUUGCUUGGAUACUUCUGAUCCUGAUUACAAAGAAGCCCCUUCCAUGGAAGACUGGAAGCAGAUUGAGAUUAUAUGCACAUACUUGAAACCUCUCUUUGAUGCAGCCAAUGUCCUUACGUCCAGAAAUAAUGCGACUCCAAUAACAUUCUUUCAUGAACUAUGGAAGAUUCAUGAGCUGUCUCGUGCAGUAGCAAGUGAGGAUCCCUUUAUCAGCAGUCUUGCUAAACUAAUGCGAGAGAAGAUUGACAAAUAUCUUAAAGAUUGCAGCCUUGCUUUGGCAAUUGCAGUAGUCAUGGAUCCUCGGUUUAAGAUGAAGUUGGUUCAGUUCCGUUUUUCAAAAAUCUUUGGUGACGAAGCUCCUUUGUAUGUUAAGAUUGUUGAUGAUGGCCUCCAUGAGCUGUUUCUUGAAUAUGUUGCGCUUCCUCUACCCCUUACUCCAACUUAUGCUGAAGAUGGAAAUUUUGAGAACAUGAAGACAGAAGAUAACCAGGGAACUCUCCUUUCAGACCAUGGACUUACAGAUUUUGAUAUGUAUAUCAUGGAGACUACUAGCCAAAAUACGAGGUCAGAGCUGGAUCAGUAUUUGGAGGAGUCUUUAUUGCCUCGCUUGCAAGAGUUGGAUUUGUUGGACUGGUGGAAAAUGAACAAGCUCAAGUAUCCGACCCUUUCAAAACUGGCCCGUGAUAUUUUGACCAUCCAGGUAUCUACUGCUGAUCCUGACUCUGUAUUCGAUACCGAGAUCAAAGAGCUGGAUUCAUACCGGAGUUCUUUGAGACCUGAGACAGUGGAAGCCCUUGUGUGUGCUAAGGACUGGCUUCAGUAUGGGUCUGCUGCACCUGCUGAAAUUUCAAAUGCGAUUGUCAAAGUAGGGUCUUAGAUCUAGUGUAUGCAUGUGUAUGAUUGUAGGUUUAUGUUAGAUGCUGCUAGUUUUCUCAUUCACAUUAGGCUACUAUGUGUAAUUUAUGUAUCAUUGAAGAUGAUUAUCUGGAUUGCCUGGACGUGAUAACUUAAAUUUCUUGAGUAGAUUUUCGGGAAGUUUACUUUU
Messenger RNA from Populus trichocarpa (black cottonwood), 2603 nucleotides. Its product is annotated as zinc finger BED domain-containing protein DAYSLEEPER. Gene Ontology annotation, molecular function: DNA binding; protein dimerization activity. Bases 435 to 2435 code for a protein of 666 amino acids. The transcript has 2 exons. NCBI's taxonomy places the organism in Eukaryota, Viridiplantae, Streptophyta, Magnoliopsida, Malpighiales, Salicaceae. The record is from RefSeq and is a predicted model, not a curated record.